Fulvia fulva is the source of this 945-nucleotide messenger RNA. RefSeq names its product 3-oxoacyl-[acyl-carrier-protein] reductase FabG. Lineage: Eukaryota; Fungi; Ascomycota; Dothideomycetes; Mycosphaerellales; Mycosphaerellaceae. The transcript has a single exon. Gene Ontology annotation, molecular function: oxidoreductase activity. Bases 1 to 945 code for a protein of 314 amino acids. The record is from RefSeq and is a predicted model, not a curated record.
AUGACAUCCGCCGCGAAGAAACGAGUGCAAGCCCUCAGCGAGCAACUCAUCAACCGUCCACGCAGCACAGGCACAUUCGAAGACAUCCCCACCAUCCCAACCAUAGCCGGAGACUCCAAAGGACCACGCGUAAAAGGCAAAGUCAUCAUCAUAACAGGAGCCAACUCGCCCCUCGGCAUAGGCCGCGCCACAGCCCACCACUACGCCAAUAACGAAGCCAAAGCCAUCUUCAUCUGUGACCUGAACACCGACCACCUGGAAACCCACAAACGGGAAAUCAACAAGCUCUACCCUGGGACCGAGAUUCACACCAAGAAAGUCGACGCCGGCGAGGAGAAAGAUGUCGAGGGGAUUGUGAAUGAUGCGUUGGAAAAGUAUGGCCGCCUUGACAUCUUCUUCGCCAAUGCUGGAAUCAGCGUCCUGCCCAAAUCCGUCCUGGACUCUUCUGCAAAAGACUUCAUGACCACGAUGCGGAUCAACGCCCUUUCCGUCUUCCUCGCAGUCAAGCACGGAGCUCGCGGUAUGCUCGUCACCUCCCCCUCCAAACCGUACCCAUCCGGCUCCAUCAUCGGGACCGCCUCCUCCGCUGGCCUACGCUCCAACGCUGGCGCGACAGACUACUCUGCCUCCAAGGCGGCGGUGGUGAGUAUUGUGCAGACGACAUGUUAUCAGUUGAGCGGGACGGGGAUUAGGUGUAACGCGAUUUGCCCGGGGAUUAUUGAGACGGGGAUGACGGCGCCGAUGUAUGAGAUGGCCAGGGAGAGGGGCACGGAGAAUAAGAUUGGGCAGUUGAAUCCGUUGAUGAGGGGUGGGAUUGCGGAUGAGAUUGCGAGGGUGGCGUUGUUUUUGGGGAGUGAUGAGAGUAGUUAUAUUAACGGGCAGGCUUGGGCUGUGUGUGGUGGGUUGACGGCGGGGCAUCCAUUUGUGCCGGGGAAGUUGGCCUGA